This is a messenger RNA of Lachancea lanzarotensis, 4368 nucleotides long. It is a transcript of the gene SPT6, whose product is annotated as LALA0S01e08592g1_1. The transcript has a single exon. Gene Ontology annotation, cellular component: transcription elongation factor complex. NCBI's taxonomy places the organism in Eukaryota, Fungi, Ascomycota, Saccharomycetes, Saccharomycetales, Saccharomycetaceae. Gene Ontology annotation, molecular function: histone binding; nucleosome binding; DNA binding. Gene Ontology annotation, biological process: nucleosome organization; transcription elongation by RNA polymerase II; transcription elongation-coupled chromatin remodeling. The record is from RefSeq and is a predicted model, not a curated record. Bases 1 to 4368 code for a protein of 1455 amino acids.
AUGUCUAAUGAAGGCGUUCAGCCCACCAAGGAAUUGGUGGUUGACGAUAAUGUAGAGGGUGACAAGGCACCCAGCGAUGAAGAAGAAGGUGAAGAUGUUUUCGAUUCGUCAGAAGAAGACGAGGAUCUUGACGAAGACGAAGAAGAAGCCAAGAAAGUACGCGAAGGAUUCAUUGUCGAUGAUGAUGAAGAAGGACGUGCUUCUGCUGGGAGGAAAAGGGGCAAGAAACAUAAAAGAAGACCUAGAGAGGACGAAGACGAUAAGCUUUCAGAAGACGAUCUCGACCUACUGAUGGAAAAUGCGGGCGUGAAGAGACCAGUAAGCACAGAUUCAAAUAAGGCUAAACUCAAAAGGCUUAAAAGGGCCGGGGAUAAUGGCAGUGAAGAGCCCAGCGAUUCUACUGCCCAAGGUCCAACAACUGCUUCUAGAUUCGACGAUUUUUUUUCUGAGGAUGAAGAUGAAGGUCCCGAAAAAGAGCAACCUUCGGUAGAAGAUGAAGCAGCUCCCUCUAGUCGGAGAAACGCAGACGUAGGUACCAUCGACGAACUGGACGAUUUCAUCGAGGAAGACGAAUUUUCUGACGAAGAUGAAGAAAGCCGGCAGCAACGCCUAGAAGAGCGUAAGAUGAUCCGCGAGCAAAGAAUGAAUCAACCCGUUCAAAUAACUGGUCUUUCUUCAGAAAAGAUUGACGAAAUGUACGACAUUUUUGGUGACGGCCACGACUACGAUUGGGCCCUGGAAGUCGAAAAUGAGGAAUUCGAUCAGGUAGAAGGCGGAGAUGGAGCUGCAGGCAAUGAUGAUGAAUUUGACGCUGAGGGUUCCCACGAGUCGAGAAAACCAAAAAUUACGCUGCAGGACAUCUACGAUUUGCAAGAUCUGAGGAAAAAUCUUCUUACAGAAGAGGAUAUGGUCAUAAGAAGGGCCGAUAUACCGGAACGGUAUCAAGAACUCAGAGCUGGUCUAAAAAAUUACGGAGAACUGGGCGCUGAGGAUCAAGAGCUUGAGAAAAACUGGAUUAGCGACAAGCUCUGCGUGGACAAAAAUUUUGACCCUGACUUCGACCUUUCGGAAUUUAAAGAGGCUGUGGGUAACGCCAUCAAGUUUGUGAGUAAAGACAACAUGGAGGUUCCGUUCAUUUAUGCUUACCGCCGUAACUACAUCUCUUCUAAAGAGAAAGACGGGUUUGUUUUGAACGAGGACGAUCUAUGGGAAAUUGUUUAUAUGGACUCCGAAUUUCACAGUAUCAUCUACAAGAGAGAUUACGUCAAAAAUUUCUACAAGCUAUUGGGUAUUGAGGACCCAAUUGUCGACGAGUACUUUAGAAACCAAGCCUCGUCAAUGACAGAGCUAACAUCCUUACAAGACAUUUACAACUACCUGGAGUUCAAGUUUGCUCAUGAGAUCAACGAAGCCUUACUCACUCAAAGUAACGGAUCAACAAAGAAGCACAUGAAAAACUCAAGCUAUGAAAGGUUCAAGUCAAGUCCUUUAUACAAAGCUGUAAAUGAUAUUGGGAUAACAUCCGACCAGGUGGGGGAGAACAUCCACUCAGAGCAUCAAAUUCAUCCCGUAAUAGAUCACCCAGAUUCCAAACCUCAACAAGUGAUUGCUGACAUUAUGUUAGAGUCCAGCGCAGAUCUUCAAGUUUUUACGACGAAUCAUAAACUAGCUCUGGAGACUGUUCAAAAAUACUACUCACUAGAGAUUGCGAACAAUCCAAAGGUAAGGGAAAAGGUAAGAGCUGAUUUUUACAAGUAUUACAUCGCCGAUGUUGUGCUAUCGGUUAAAGGUAAAAAGGAAAUACAGCGGGGCUCGCCUUAUGAAGAUAUCAAAUAUGCGAUCAACCGGACGCCCGUCCUUUUCAGGAAAGAACCAGAAGUCUUCUUGAGAAUGUUAGAAGCUGAAUCCCUGCACCUAAUGACGGUUAAGAUCCAUAUGUCAUCUCAGGCCCAGUAUUGUGAUCAUUUGUUUCAAACAGCACUCGACACCACCAACACGUCCGAAAUUGCGACAGAAUGGAAUGAUUUCCGUAAAGGUGCUUUCCUCUCGGCUCUCGACAAAAUUUUUUUGGAAAUAAGUCAAGAGAUCAAAGAUGACUUGAGAAAGUCUUGUCAAAAGCUCGUGUCCAAAGCUGUACGUCAUAAAUUCAUGACCAAGCUUGACCAAGCACCAUAUAUUCCUAACCCGCGUGAUCCCAAGAUUCCAAGAGUCCUCGCUGUUACUUGCGGUCAAGGUCGUUUUGGUUCUGACGCUAUCAUUGCAGUUUACGUGAACAGGAAGUCCGAUUACGUUCGUGACUACAAGAUUGUUGACAACCCAUUCGACAGAAGCAAUCCAGAGAAAUUUGAGGAAACGUUGGAUAACAUAAUACAGGCUUGUCAACCGAACGUCAUUGCUAUAAACGGGCCAAACCCUAAGACUCAACGGCUGGUACGGAAGAUUCAAGAAGUUAUACAAAAAAAGCAGAUUGUUGACAACAGAGGACAUAACAUCCCCGUGAUUUAUGUUGAAGAUGAGCUUGCGACACGGUACCAAUCCUCAGAAAGGGGAAUAGCUGAGUUUCCGAACAAACCCUCAUUGGUGAAGUACUGCAUUGCCCUGGCUAGGUACGUGCAUUCUCCCCUAUUGGAGUACGUUAAUCUGUCUCCGGAUGAAUUAAUGUCUUUGUCAAUCCAUCCUAGUCAAUCUUUAUUGACUAAAGAUAACUUCAUGAAGGCACUCGAAACAUCCUUCGUUGACCUCGUCAAUCUAGUUGGAGUUGAGGUUAACAAGUCGACAGAUAAUGGGUAUUACGCUCGCUGUCUGCAGUAUAUUUCCGGUCUCGGUAAGCGGAAAGCGACCGAUUUCUUGGAGUCUUUGCAAAGAUUGAACGAGCCUCUUCUGGCCCGUCAGCAGUUAAUUACUCACAACAUUUUGCAUAAGACAAUAUUCAUGAACUCUGCUGGCUUUCUAUACAUCUCUUGGAAUCAAAAGAAUCAGAGGUAUGAGGACUUGCAACACGAUCAACUAGAUAGCACAAGAAUCCAUCCAGAAGAUUACCAUUUGGCAACCAAAGUUGCUGCCGAUGCGCUAGAGUAUGACCCUGACGAUAUUGCAGAAAAGGAUGAACAAGGCGCAAUGAGUGAGUUCAUCGAAAUAUUGAGAGAUGAUUCUGACUGCAAGGCGAAACUUGAAUCGCUCAAUCUGGACGCUUAUGCUGAAGAGCUGGAGAAAAAUACUGGACAAAAGAAACUCAACAGUCUGAAUACAAUAGUUUUAGAAUUGUUGAAUGGCUUUGAAGAAUUAAGAAACGAUUUUCGUCCAUUACACGGUGAGGAUGUCUUCACCACCUUGACAGGAGAAACCGACAAAACUUUUUUCAAGGGCUGCAUUGUCCCUGUAAAAGUUGAGCGUUUUAGACACAGCGAUAUCAUCUGUGCUACCAAUUCUUUGGUGGAAUGCAUUGUGAAUGCACAGCGUCAUUUAGGUGCUCAAUUGAAACGGCCUGCGUCGGAAUUGUACGAGAUCGGUAUGACAUAUCCCGCCAAGGUGAUUUUUAUUGACUAUGAAAAUAUCAGCGCCGAGGUAUCUCUGCUAGAGCAUGAUGUUAAACACCAGUUCGUGCCUGUUCAUUACAGCAAAGAUCCUUCUGUUUGGGAUCUAAAGCAAGAGCUCGAGGAUGGUGAAGAGGAGAAAAAAAUUGCCAUGCGCGAAGCUCGCGCUAAAAGAACUCAUAGAGUUAUCAAUCAUCCUUAUUAUUUCCCAUUCAACGGCCAACAAGCCGAGGAUUACCUAAGAAGUAAGGAACGUGGUGAUUUCGUAAUAAGACAGUCGUCGCGUGGUGACGACCAUUUAUCGAUUACCUGGAAGCUGGACAAGGACUUGUUUCAGCAUAUCGAUAUAGUGGAGCAAGAGAAAGAAAAUCCCUUGGCGUUAGGUCGGAUUCUGCUGGUGGAAGGUCAAAGAUACCAUGAUUUGGAUCAAAUCGUGGUAGAAUACCUGCAAAAUAAGGUGAGACUCUUGAACGAGAUCACGUCUAAUGAAAAGUUCAAACGAGGCACAAAGAGAGAGGUGACGAAGUUUAUUGAAGACUAUUCCAAAGUGAAUCCCAACAGAUCCGUGUACUACUUCAGCUUCAAUUAUGAAAACCCAGGUUGGUUUUUCCUGAUGUUUAAGAUAAAUGCUCAGAGUAAGCUCUACACUUGGAACGUGAGGUUGACCCACACAGGAUUUUUCUUGGUCAAUUAUAACUAUCCAACUGUAAUCCAGCUCUGCAAUGGUUUCAAAACCUUAUUGAAGACCAGCAACAGGACCCAAAGACCUGGAAGUGCUGUUAGUAGCGCUCCAACAGCAACAGCAGGCCCUGCUGGUGGUUAUUACGGAUACUGA